AUGCACACCCGUAAGCCUACCGGCCUCAACAAGUCCGUCGGCCCCACGGUCGCCUCAACUUACGAGCCUACCCACAAGCUUGCUCGACUCCAAGAGCUCCUCCUAUUAUGUGUAUUGCUUCUUGUGAGCUCUUUGGUGGUAAUCAUCUUGCUCGCCUUCCCUAUUGCUUGUGAUCUUGAGAUGGUUAGCAAUGAUUAUACAUCAAUAAAUGUCUAUGUACGUGUUGUCUGCAUGCUUUACCAUUACCUUAUUCAAGUACCUGCAGGAAGAAGGAAGGCAGCAAUCAGAUGGACAAAGCUCUCCGAGUUCUUGAUUAGAAGCUUCGGGGAACUCCUUGAAGGUCUUAUCCCAUAUUCUCAGAGGCAUUUCAGCAGGAUAGACAGACUCGUGAGAAGCACAUUUUUGCUCGACUACACCCUAAAUGGAAUGCCAAGCAAGAAUUUACUUCAGAAAUUGAAAGAGAAGGCUCCUUCAAAGAAACGGAAAUCAAACAAAUCUAAAGACAGUUCACGUAAGAAAGUCAAGAGUACUUCUUACACAAGUCUAGCACCAAUUUCAGUUUUCUAUUCUGGGGAAGUGAAUGAGUUGAAACUUGGUUUUAUGGCAUAUCUUGCUCUAACGAUUGAUUGUUCAAUUGUCCAAGUCCAUGCGAGUGUGGGAAGUGCAGCACUCAAAAUGGUCAAAGAGGUUCGUCGACAAUUCAAUACUAUUCCAGGGCUCAUGGAAGGUACAGCCAAACCAAACUGCGCAAAUUGUGUCAAAAUUUCAACUGAUGCCUCCCUCAGGGAGAUGAUCCCACCUGGUCCUUUGGUUAUGCUUACACCACUCAUCACUAGAACCUUAUUUGGAGUUGAAACUCUUGCUGUUGUUCUUGCUGGUGCUUUGAUUUAUAAUUCAUGCAUAUGCUCACUUCAAUAUUUUGACUCCCAUUAUUUACAAAUUAGUGGUUGCUCAACUUGUCUCUGCUGA
Dovyalis caffra is the source of this 969-nucleotide messenger RNA. Lineage: Eukaryota; Viridiplantae; Streptophyta; Magnoliopsida; Malpighiales; Salicaceae. The record is from the annotation of a GenBank genome assembly.